Molecule: messenger RNA, 2282 nt
Organism: Carassius gibelio (silver crucian carp)
Lineage: Eukaryota; Metazoa; Chordata; Actinopteri; Cypriniformes; Cyprinidae
Gene: klhl7
Product: kelch-like family member 7
Exons: 11
Coding region: 142-1968 (608 amino acids)
Biological process (GO): protein ubiquitination
Cellular component (GO): Cul3-RING ubiquitin ligase complex
Molecular function (GO): protein binding
Source: RefSeq, a predicted model, not a curated record
GCAUUUUUUUCAGCGGGCGGUUAUCCCGAAAUCCUGCCGCUUCCUUCACGUCAUUCCUGUCUCAUAUUUACACACAGAGUCGAGCUGCAAACCUCUGUGUGUGUAAUUAAAUAAACACUCUUAUCAUACUUAUAACACAGCAUGAUGAGCAUGGCCUCCACAUCGAGCGAGAAGAUAUCAGGAGGACCCAAAAAGAAAAGCGAGAAGAAGAUUGCGUCCAAAGAGGAGUACAGGUUAUUGUCCAACAUCAUGGGAGUGAUGAAUAACUUGAGAAAACAGGGAAUCCUGUGUGACGUGAUUCUGGUGGUGCAGGGGAAGCACAUCCUGGCACACAGAGUGGUGCUGGCCGCCGCGAGCCACUUCUUCAACCUCAUGUUCACAUCGAGUAUGAUGGAGGCCACCAAUCACGAGGUGGAGCUUGGUGGAGCCGAACCGGAGAUCAUCGAGCUGCUGGUGGAGUUCGUCUACACGGCUCGCAUCUCAGUGAACAGUAAUAAUGUUCAGUCCCUGCUGAACGCCGCUAACCAGUACCAGAUUGAACCGGUCAAGAAAAUGUGUGUGGACUUCCUGAAGGAGCAGGUGGACCCCACCAACUGUCUGGGCAUCAGUGCAUUGGCCGAGUGUCUGAACUGUCCUGAGCUGAAGGUGGCAGCUGAUGAUUUCAUCCACCAGCACUUCACAGACGUCUACAAGAUGGACGAGUUUCUCCAGCUGGACGUGAAGCAGGUGACACACCUGCUCCAGCAGGACACGCUGACCGUCCGAGCAGAAGACCAGAUCUACGACGCCGCGGUGCGGUGGCUGAAGUACGACGUCCUGAAUCGACAGCAGUACAUGGUAGACAUUCUGGGGAAGGUUCGAUUCCCCCUCGUGUCCAAAAACUUCCUCAGUAAGACCGUUCAAGCCGAACCGCUGAUCCAGGACAACCCCGAGUGCCUGAAAAUGGUCAUCUGUGGGAUGCGUUAUCAUCUUCUGUCUCCAGAGGACCGCGAGGAGCUCGGUGAGAGCAGUCGACCGCGCCGCAAGAAACACGAUUACCGCAUCGCUCUGUUCGGAGGCUCACAGCCGCAGUCCUGCCGCUACUUCAACCCCAAGGAUUACAGUUGGACGGACAUCCGCUGCCCCUUCGAGAAGCGACGGGACGCCGCGUGUGUGUUCUGGGACAAUGUGGUUUAUAUCCUGGGCGGCUCCCAGCUCUUCCCCAUCAAACGCAUGGACUGCUAUAAUGUGGUGAAGGACAGCUGGUACUCCAAGCUGGGACCGCCGAACCCGCGGGACAGCCUGGCCGCCUGCGCCUCCAAAGGGAAGAUCUACACCUCGGGAGGGUCAGAAGUGGGAAGUUCGGCUCUGAAUCUGUUCGAGUGCUACGACACGCGAUCAGAGACGUGGCAGACGAAGCCCAACAUGCUGAUGCCGCGCUGCAGUCACGGCUCGGUGGAGGCUAGCGGCCUCAUCUACGUCUGCGGAGGAAGUCUGGGAAACAACGUGUCCGGAAGAGUCCUCAACGACUGUGAGGUGUACGACCCCAACACUGAAGAGUGGAGGGCUCUCUGUGGGAUGCGCGAGGCCCGUAAGAAUCACGGUCUGGUUGUGGUGAACUCAAGAAUAUACGCCGUCGGCGGGCAGAACACACUCGGCGGGCUGGACUCGGUGGAGUAUUAUGAGAUGGGGAGUAACGAGUGGAAGAUGGCGUCUCCGAUGCCGUGGCGCGGCGUGACGGUGAAGUGUGCAGCCGUGGGCUCCGUCAUCUACGUUCUGGCCGGGUUUCAGGGGGUCGGCCGUCUGGGGCACAUCAUGGAGUAUUACACAGAGACCGACAAAUGGGUGGUUUCCAGUAAAGUCCGAGCGUUUCCCGUCACCAGCUGCCUCAUCUGUCUGGUGGACACCUGCGGCGCUAACGAAGAGGACAUGAAUUCAGCAUCUUCCUCCUCAUCAUCAUCAUCAUCCCUGGUGGAUGGAAGAAUAUAGCGUCGCUAUCAGAGCAUACAGACGAUAUAAAACCACUGGAAACUGGUUCCAAUCUUAGGGUUUUAACAGACAACUUGUGGGUGAAAAUAUCCACAGAUGACCAAUGUUCAUUCUUUGGAAACAUUUGUAUCUCUGCAUUUAGCAGAUUUCGGGGACUAAAAUGCAUUUUAAGUUGGUUUUAGGAAUUUGUGUUUUGAUGUGUUUAUUUUAUGUGUAAACAAAUGUGUAACUUUUAUUUUUUAAAUAAGGAUCAUAUUGUCAUUUUGAUGUUGCAGAACUACAAUAAAACAGGCCAGAAACUUUCUCAAAGUGAA